This is a messenger RNA of Meleagris gallopavo (turkey), 1197 nucleotides long. The record is from RefSeq and is a predicted model, not a curated record. Lineage: Eukaryota; Metazoa; Chordata; Aves; Galliformes; Phasianidae.
AUGUCGAGGAUUGGAAGGGACCUCAAAAGAGCACCUAGUCCAGUUCCCCUGCCAGAGCAGGAACACCAGAUCAAGUCACAUUGGAACUUGUCCCGGAAACUCCAGCAGUGCAUAAGCUGUUACAGGUGUUACCUGCCCAUUGUGACAAGGUUGGAAGUCAUAAGUUUACUCUCACUUUCAUUUCAUUGCACAAGUUGCCUAGGAGAUCUCAAUUACAAGAAAACUGAUACUGAACGUCUCUAUACAUUGGUGUUUGAAGAGAUAUGUGGGCGUUUUGGAAAGACCUAUACUUGGGACAUAAAAUCAUUAGUCAUGGGUAAAAAAGCACUAGAAGGGGCACAGAUUAUUCGAGAUGUUCUAGAUCUUCCAAUAACCAAAGAGGAGUUAUUACAUGAAAGUAAAAUGAAGCAGGAGAAGAUAUUCCAUACAGCUGAAUUGAUGCCAGGGGUCAAUAAACUGAUCCAACAUUUACACAAACACAACAUACCCAUAGCUGUUGCCACUAGCUCAGCUGAAGUGACAUUUCAGAUGAAAACAUCCAGACACAAAGACUUCUUCAAUCUUUUUCAUCAUAUUGUGCUGGGAGAUGACCCUGAGGUGAAGGGUGGCAAGCCACAGCCUGAUGCAUUUCUAGUUUGUGCAAAGAGAUUUCACCCUCCUGCACCUCCAGAGAAGAAAACUGACUAUGAAGAAUUAAAAUGUGACACAGAUAUAUCUCAUGAAGUCACUCUAGACUAGUGACAAUGUGUAGUGUACAGUUUAAAGCAAAGGUCAUUCUGAGAUAAAUAAAUACCUAUUCUAUGACUUUUACUUCGCUCCUACUGAAAACCACUUUCACUGUAGGAUGGGGGAAAUAGAGGAAUGAGUUGCCUGAAAGUGUGGAGAUACUGAAAACUCAACCAGUCAUGUUCCUGAGCAGCCUAUGUUAACUGGACAUGCUUUGAGAAGGAGCUGUGACUAAAUCGCCUCCAGAGAUCCAGAGAUCCCUUCAAGUGUAAAUUAUUCUGACUUUACACUCAAGAUGCAACUAUAUGUAUGUGUUCUGUGUUACCUGUCAAGAAAGUCAGCGGUUUUAGUAAAUGUGCUUCUGUGUGGAAGGGAAGGCAGCAUGGAUUAACUAGGUCAUUGCACAGAAUUCCUUUUUCAGUCUACUUCUUCUAGAGAUAAGUGACAUUACAAAAAAAAAAAAAAAAAAAA